Molecule: messenger RNA, 1668 nt
Organism: Aquila chrysaetos chrysaetos
Lineage: Eukaryota; Metazoa; Chordata; Aves; Accipitriformes; Accipitridae
Gene: CD200
Product: CD200 molecule
Exons: 5
Coding region: 445-1434 (329 amino acids)
Biological process (GO): negative regulation of macrophage activation; regulation of immune response
Molecular function (GO): cell-cell adhesion mediator activity
Source: RefSeq, a predicted model, not a curated record
GAUCCCCAACUGGGUCCUCUGAGUUACAUACUGGGAACAUUUGUACUACUCGUUACAGCGUGACUAUUGACCUGGGCUCCUUUCCCUGAGCUCAGGUCAGGGCCAGGGUGGCCUUUCCUCCUGCGCCCCGCAGAUGUUGGGCACUCAGCCAGCUUAGAAAUCUGGGCUUGUAUUUAGGCACUUGCAAAAACCUAAGCUUAGGGAAAAGGCGCUUGUGAAAAACCCAGCCUCAUAACCCGUUAGCCCUGUCCAUCUAGCAGCCCAGCUGGGAAAUCUUCAGUUUCUGGCUCUGACAUUUGUUGUCAUGUCCCCUGAAAUUUUUGUUAUUCAGCUAAGUGCCAGAGGGGCAGGAGGUUUUUACGAGGUGCCUCUUACCGUACGUGAGGGAGGGGGAAUGUCCCUGCAGUAAGAGCAAAGUGUAUAAAAAAGGGGAAGCCGCACUCAAUGGAUCAGUCGCUCGCUCGUCUCACCGAGCGCACAGCUAAGAUGAUGGUCGCUUGUCUGCUCCUCUUCAGUGUCUGGACCGUUGCGUCAGGCUCUGUGCAGGUGAUGCACAGAAAGGUCCAGUCGGUCCAGGCAGGAGGAAACGUUACUUUUUCAUGCCAGUUGGUCAAAAAAGAAGAUGUGCUACAGGUGACCUGGCAGAAGGAGACAGACGGGGCUGAAGACAACAUAGCGACUUACAGUACGAUGAACGGCCAAAAGAUAGCAAAGGGCUAUGUCGGUCACGUGAGCUUUGCCCACACUGAGUUACAAGUCUCAGCCAUCUCCCUUCAUGGUGUCACCUUCCAAGAUGAAGGAUGCUACAAGUGCAUCUUCAACACGUUCCCCUUGGGGGCUGUCUCUGGCAGGAUGUGUCUCAAGGUUUACGCCAUCUCGGACCCCAAAGUGGAGGCUAGGCUCAUAUCCAGUCCAGACAAAGCUGAGGACUCUGAGAAAGUGGUGGGGAUGAGCUGCUCAGCAACAGGGAAGCCAGCUCCAAAAAUCACCUGGCACCUUCCCAGCAUCCUGCAGCAGAAACCAAGGGAGUACCACAUCAAGCUCGGCAACGAGACUGUGACCGUCAUCAGCAAUUUCACCCAUGCCCACCCCAAAAUCCUCCAGGAGUACCCCAUUGCCUGCGUGAUCCAACACCCCUCUCUAAAUGUGACCCUGGUCCUGCCGACGGACAGCCUGGUGCAGGGUCCAGACAGCAGCGUGGCACCGGCCAUUGCCAUUGCAGUGGGGGUGCUGGUCACCCUCACUUCCCUCCUCCUUCUCGCCUGCCUCCUCCGCCGCUGCCUCAGGCACCUACGUGACCCAGAGAGAAACCCAGCCCGGCCGUGCUGGGUCCUUCCUGCCUGUACUAAGGCCAAGAAGUGCGGGCAGUAUGGUGCUGCAGGCAGGCAGGCUCCUGCAAUGCCCCCCAGCCCCGGCCCGCUGCUGAACACCUGAGCAGCUGCCUGCCCUACACAUGCAAGAGAGAAACGUCUUACAACAGUACCUUGGGCUCCAAGCAAACCUGCUGUGACUCACUCCAAGAGAAAUACAAAAAAGGACGAUUUAUAAUAGAUAUUUAUUUAUUUUGUUACACUAUAAUAUUCCGUUUUGUAGAAAAAAAGCUGUAAAGUAUUUAUUUGAGACUCAGGCUGACUGUGUGGGUCUGCAUAAUGAAACUGAUGUUUUGUA